This is a messenger RNA of Amoebophrya sp. A25, 5952 nucleotides long. The record is from the annotation of a GenBank genome assembly. NCBI's taxonomy places the organism in Eukaryota, Dinophyceae, Syndiniales, Amoebophryaceae.
AGUUCAGUGUGUGCGUUUUUGAUUAGUCCUUCUAACUGCGAGGUAAUUGAAGUUAAAUAACCUACAAUCUAACUCAUACUCCAUUAUUACUAUAUUACUUGGCCUUAGCCAUGAAGAUUUUUGAAGCGAACCGACCACCUCCUUCAAGCUUCAUAAAUAUAGAUCAUGAUUAACGAAGAUGCUUCUUUGAGAAGCCACGAUCUAAAUAUGGCAGCUCACUAUGUGUGAUAAGUAGAAGUACCACAACGACAAGAACGACGUCAGUUUUUACUUUCCAAGAACACACGACAACCACGGAAUUCAACGUAACUGACACUCAUACCUCUACUAAUUACGGUUAUACAUAGAAAUAGCAAGACCACCAAAAUGUCGUUACAGAAAGGAGGUUCUUCGUCGUCCACAUCUGCUCUGGGUCUAGUCGAGACCUUUAGCGUUGGGUCAGGCGGCAAGAAGAUGACCUCAUUAUUGGCCUCAAGUGCCGCCAAUGCGGCUACGAUUUUGAGUGCUGUGGUCAACGAAACCUACGAAGAAGAGCUUCGCAUGGACCCCUUUAGACCCAAAAUCUGGAUCGCCUACGUGGAUACAAUCAAGAAAUCAGAUGCAUCGACGAGAUGGCUCAUGUACGAAAGGGCGGUUAAGGUACAAAUUUUUACAACUUGCUUUUUCUGGAGGGUCGUCAUUAUAGGUUCUUUAGGUAAUCAGCAUCAGAUUCUUGUGGUUUCAAAUGAACAAGAUAAUCUGCAUGCUCUUCUUCAACCUCCACUGUUUUUCGCCACUCUCUUUCUCUCCAUCAAUCUUUCCAUCAAUCUUUCCACCCCUUUUUUCCCAACCCCAUUUUCAACCAGGCUCUCCCUCGUUCGUACAAAAUAUGGCGGCGCUAUCUUGAGGAGCGCCGCGCCAACCUAGGCGAGCGCGACUUCAUCCUCGAAGAAGCUUACGAGGAAGUAAACGCGAUUUACGAAAGGGCGUUGGUCUUUUUGCACAAAAUGCCUAGGAUUUGGAUCGAUUACAUCCAGUUUUUGAUGGAGCAGAAGAGGAUUACCGGAACUAGAAGAGCGAUUGAUGCGGCGAUUAGGACAUUGCCGAUCCAUCAGCACUACAGAAUUUGGAACGAAGCAAUACCUUGGCUGAAGGAGGAAUAUGUACUUACUUUUUUUUAGUACACAAUAUGAAUAUCCACCACCCGACUUCUACCACGACCUCAAAAAUAUAAUCUAUUGUCAUUUUGUUUCCUCGCUGCAAAGUUGUAUUUAAUUUUCAGCAUUAUGAAGAUCAGGUCCCUCGUUCCACCUGCCUCAACCUGUUCCGACGCUACCUCAUGCUCGAACCCGGUCAUGUGGAAACCUUUAUCGCCUACUUACUGCAGCAAGAGAUUUUUGACGAGGCAGCGGUGCGUAUGGUCGAAAUUCUGGAUAACGAAGAGUUUGUGUCGAUCAAUAGUAAGAGUAAUUAAGGCUUCCCCUAAUCCAUCCCUGUAGACAUCCCUCAAACAUAUGCGUCCCAAUACAAGGGAGAUACUGACGCAUAUGCUUGAGGGAUUCCCACAGGGAUGAAUAGGGGAGAGCUCUAAAGUAAGCAUCAAUUGUGGAUGGACCUGUGUGAGUUAGUCUCGACCCACCCAAAAGACAUCCGAAGUAUCAAGAUCGAACCGAUUAUCAGACAGGGAAUUUCGAAGUUUACGGAUGAGGUACUUUCCUACUCAAAUAAAUGACACUUUGUUCUAAUAAUUUUCUUCUUGAGUACGACAACGACUAGUACAAGAAUGCUCUCGACAAGAACAAGUCAGAAUACUACAAUGAAUGGCUCUGGUAUUUGGUAACCUGAUUUAUUUGAUCAUAAGGAAAACAAGAAGAGAAUCCUUGUGAUCAAAUUCAGGCUAUCAAAUAGCAGAACCAUUCAUACAACUUGCAAAAAUACAUGAGUAACUACAACUCUUCGUCUUUCACUUGCCUAGCUCAAAUACAAAAUCAAAAAAAUUCAAUAGAACAAAAUAACUCUUCUACCUCCAACUCCACCUCUUCGUCCCUUUGAAUCAAAAAAAUUCAAUAGAACAAAAUAACUCUUCUAGCUCCAACUCCACCUCUUCAUCCCUUUGAAUCAAAAAAAAUCUAGAACAAAAUAACUCUUCUACCUCCAACUCCACCUCUUCAUCCCUUUGAAUCAAAAAAAUUCUAUAGAACAAAAUAACUCUUCUACCUCCAACUCCACCUCUUCGUCCCUUUGAAUCAAAAAAAUUCAAUAGAACAAAAUAACUCUUCUACCUCCAACUCCACCUCUUCAUCCCUUUGAAUCAAAAAAAAUCUAGAACAAAAUUAUAAUUCUUCUACCUCCAACUCCACCUCUUCGUCCCUUUGAAUCAAAAAAAAUCUAGAACAAAAUAACUCUUCUACCUCCAACUCCACCUCUUCGUCCCUUUGAAUCAAAAAAUAUCUAGAACAAAAUAACUCUUCUACCUCCAACUCCACCUCUUCGUCACUUCUCCUAAACCCUAAACCCAGGUCGGCCGUCUCUGGAUCUGCCUCGCGGAUCACUUUAUUCGACUAAACUGGUUCGACAAGGCUCGCGCAACCUACCAGGAAGCCAUCGAAAGUAUCACAACAGCGCACGAUUUCGCACUAGUCUACGAGAGUUACGAAGUUUUCUUGUCGGAUUGGGUGGAGACGAUAGACGAGAAGGAUCCGGUAUAGUUUAAGUUUCUAAAGUAGAUUCCUUGUUGUUUUUCAUGAUAUUAAUCAUAAUUAGUGGAUUGCAUCCUGUUUCUAUGAUGAUUAGGAGAAGUACUUAGUUUAUAGCACGCAUGGUGCAUGGAGUGGAUGGGGCGCAGAGCUUUAAGGGGCGCAAGAAGCUCCCCCUUUAGCUCCAUGCUACCCUACUCCAUGUGAUCUCUGCACUCGCUGCCCUGCGAGCUGCGAAACCUUAUAUAUAAAUUUGUCAUGUUGUUUACCACAAAACCUAACUUCAAUUUCUUCAACAUCACGACCAGGUUGGCGAAGAGCUUCAGUUUGCGAUCUUGGAAGACUUAAUGGAUAAGCGUCCCCUACUCCUCUCCAGUGUCCUACUCCGUCAAAACCCUAACGUUGUCGCGGAAUGGAUCAAACGUGUCGAAAUCUACCGAGACCGCAAUAAUCUCCCUAUGGUGGUGGAGACAUACAAGCAAGCUGUGGGCACCAUUGAGCCUCUGAAAGUGAUAGGGAAAUUGCAAGACUUGUGGAUCCAGUUCGCGCGUUUCUUCGAGGAACACGACGACGGCGAUUUGAGCCUGAAUGUGCGCGAACUGUUUGAAGAAGCGUUGAAGGUGCAUUUUGCACAUGCAGACGACGUAGCGAGCAUCUGGUGUGAAUGGAUAGAGAUGGAACUCAAAUACGAGAACUACGCACAGGCACUACAAUUGGCCAGAUCAGCGAUCACGCAUCCGAAAGACACGUCAAACGCGGCAAGAAUGAAGAGCGUGAGGAGCAAGAAGCUGUGGUACUUCACCUUCGCUACUAAGACUAUUAUGAUUAGAGGACUACAAAUUUUUUUCUUCACGUUCACACUUGUUCUCCUCAUCUCUCUCCUGUUUCUAGGUACCUCGUCCUUGACCUGGAGGAGAAUUUCGGUACGUUCGACACUACGAGCGCCACCUAUGAGCGCAUGAUCGAGAUGAAGAUCGCCACGCCUCAGACCAUCAUCAACUACGCCCACUACCUCGAAGAGUACAAGUACUUCGAGAAAGCCUUCAAGAUCUACGAACGCGGCGUGACGCUAUUCAAGCAGCCCCACUGCAACGACUUGUGGCUUUUCUACCUGUCGAAGUUUAUGCGGCGCUACAAGAGCAAGAAGCUGGAACGCGCCAGAGACCUGUUUGAGGAGGCAAUCAGGGCAUGUUCGAAUUCAGAAGUUAUGCAGAUGCGCUUGCAUGUAUUGUAUGCGAAACUGGAAGAACGAUAUGGAUUGGCGAAGAAAGCAUUGGCGAUUUACCAGCAAGGCUGUGAGGCAUGCAAGAAGGAUCCUGAUAUCCAAGUGAAAAUGUGGACACUGUUGGUGGUGCGAACAGGAGAAAUCAAAGGAGGAGAUGUGGCGAGGUAUAAUUGCUUUUUUUGUGCGUGCUGUUUUGGUUAUUGAUAUGGUUGUAUGGCAAGUACAAGUAGUACUUCUAGUACAACCUACUAGUACUAGAUCUACUUCGAAGUAUUGAUUUAUUGCCUGUAAAUAGUACGAUUAUCGUAUACACCGUGUAACUGAAUGAUUUUCUGUCUGUCCAAUGCCACCACAGAAACGUCCUGAAAUCCGCCAUCGAUGUCCUUCCUGAGGGCAAGGAGCUGAUCCAUUUUGGCCUUCUCUUCGCUGAGUUGGAGAACAGUUUCGGUGAGCUCACCCGUGCCCGCGUCAUCUACGAGCACGUGUCGCAAUAUUGUGAUCCUCGUAAAUACCCCAAGUUCUGGGAAAUGUACCAGCAAUUCGAGAUCCUUCACGGCAACGCCGAUUCCUUCAAGGAGAUGCGUCGCAUCCAGCGCAGUGUCGAAGCGGCUUACGCGCAGGUGCACUUCAACGCGCCAGAUAUCACUACUCAGUUAGAUGAUUUAAAGGACAAGGUGAGCCUGAACCCGAUGGCUGAGGCAGAAGCGGCCAUGAAGGAAGACCCAGAGAAAGAAGGAGGUAAUUCAUUAGCCAACAAAGCUGCAUCACGGAAGCGUGGAGGACAAAUGGACGUUGGUGACGAUAAGAUGGACGCGAAGAGGCGCAAACUACUCGAAGAUCUCGGUGUGACCCAACGCGAACGAGACGCGUACUUCGAGCCGUGUGACAGUUACACAGGCCAUAAACUUGGGUACGUGUUCAAGACUGGUAUCAAGGGCUUGGGCUACUACGAGGAUGUGGUCAUGCAGAGUGCAAGCGCCGGGAAUAAAGCAGGCGUUAUCUCGCGGAAAGCAGUCAGCUACAACGAGCAGGGAGCUGAGGAUCUGGAUUUGGCAGAUUUGGAUGACGAGGAUGACGACGAGGGUCGUGAGAACAACGAGAAGACCAAGCUUGGCGAGGAUGAAAAUGAUGGACAAGCAGGUGGCUCUUCUUCUUCAACCGGCAAAAGCAAGAAAAACAAGAAGAAUGUUGCUCGCGUCCUUGGUGAUGAGGAAAUCGAUCUCGCUGAUCUAGACGACGACGAUGACGAGGUGGUGGAAACGAAUGCGAUGCCUGACUUUUUAGAUGGUGAAGCAAAAGCGCGAUUGGCAAGGAUGAAGGAGGAAGAAAAGGAAACAGCAAGAAAACUACGAGCUGAACAAGAAAGAGAGACAUUGUUGCCCAAAGAAGAUGAGGCACCAGCGAAGAAAAAGAAGCCUAAGCCGGUCGGAGGAGCACUAGCGAAAUUUCAGAAGAAAAACAAGCAGCACUGAUAAUUGAUAUCGUGGUUUGGAAGAUACAACUUCUGCUAGAGGUGGUUGUAAAAAUACUUAGAACACUUCUGCAUCUGAUUUACAGAUAUUACUUAUAGUACUGUAGACUCUAUGCAGCUUCUACUACCACUGUACUUGGAAAUGUUCAAUUUUUUUUUCUUUUGAUCAUGCUUGCAGUCACCAUAUGUUAUAAUGUAUCGCCUAUCUUCUUACCAAAGCUCUCCAUCUUCUUCUUCUGAUAGAAAUACAACGUUGUAGUACAUCGGAGAACAAGUUUCACACAAUCAAUUCUCAACAUGUUGUGAUUGAUGUUUCACGACCACACGCAUGCUUAUUUUGCGCCUCCUUUGACAAACAUAAUUUGGUGCCCCGCCAAAGCCCCUUCAAACUAUUUCAAGGAUAAAAAUCAAACUACACUUCAACAUCAAGAAGAUCCUCCAUAUACAUGACGAUGACGAAUGCUGACAUCACGAUGAAUUAUGUGAAGCGAAUGAACAAUGCUAGACCUUCUUGGCUGCUACACUGCUGCUACUUUGACCAGCACUCUACAACCAGUGCGCAUCUACUUUUCUGGUCUUUA